This is a messenger RNA of Alnus glutinosa, 2804 nucleotides long. Its product is annotated as gamma-tubulin complex component 4 homolog. Gene Ontology annotation, biological process: mitotic cell cycle; cytoplasmic microtubule organization; spindle assembly. Gene Ontology annotation, molecular function: gamma-tubulin binding; microtubule minus-end binding. Bases 221 to 2455 code for a protein of 744 amino acids. The record is from RefSeq and is a predicted model, not a curated record. Lineage: Eukaryota; Viridiplantae; Streptophyta; Magnoliopsida; Fagales; Betulaceae. The transcript is spliced from 17 exons. Gene Ontology annotation, cellular component: spindle pole; gamma-tubulin complex; equatorial microtubule organizing center.
ACCAUACCCCGUCGCACAAAAUCACAUCCAUUGCCACUAACCUCCCCCGGCCUAGGCCUUGCCAGUCGGCGAGUUCAGUCCUCGCCCUUCACCGUGCACUUUAAAACACCCAAAUUCAAACGCUCGUUUCCCUCUCUAUCUCACCCUGUCUCCACUGAGUGCGUGCGUGCCCAUGUGUGCCAAUUCAUCUCAACCAUAGAGAAAAACAAAAACAGCAGCAAUGCUUCACGAGCUUCUACUCGCGCUCUUGGGCUACACCGGCGACCUGAUCAUCGACGAGCGAGAACAACACAACUCAUCUCUCGCCUCUGAAUCCGACGACCGUCAUUUCAAGCUCGCUCCCGAUAUCUCCUUCGUCGAACGCAGCGAUCGGGAUCUUAUCGAGAGGAUUAUUACCUUAGGUUUUUACUACAGAGAGCUCGAUCGCUUCGCCACCAAGUCUCGUAAUCUGAGCUGGAUAAGGUCCGCGAAUUCCUCUCCUUCGCCGAGGGAUUCUGAAUUUCCUUCGUCGAAGGCGAAACCGAGCGUGUACCGCAGAGCCAUUGCUAAUGGCAUUGUGGAAAUACUGGCGGUCUACAGGUCCGCUGUGCUACACAUUGAGCAGAAACUGUUGGCCGAGACCGUGCCGAUCUUGGCAACAGUGACUCAAGGCCUCAAUAAGUUUUUUGUUCUCAUGCCGCCUCUGCAUGAGCUGGUUGUGGAGAUUGAGCGUGAUGAUAUUCGUGGAGGUCAGCUUCUUAACCUCUUACACAAGCGGUGCCACUGUGGAGUGCCUGAGUUGCAGACUUGCAUUCAAAGGCUUCUAUGGCACGGGCAUCAGGUCAUGUAUAACCAACUUGCUGCGUGGAUGGUUUAUGGGAUUCUUCAAGACCAGCAUGGAGAAUUUUUCAUUAGAAGGCAGGAGGAUAGGGAUGUAGAGCAUGGCUCGUCUCUUCCAGACACGUCUGAGAAGUUUGCGCACUUAUCAACUGAUGAUACAUCUUUAACAGAUUGGCACUUGGGAUUUCAUAUUUCUUUGGAUAUGCUGCCCGAGCAUAUCCAUAUGCGUGUUGCAGAAUCAGUUCUUUUUGCUGGCAAAGCCAUCAGGGUUCUUCGAAAUCCAAGCCCCACCUUUCGGUUUCAGGAUGCUAUAUAUCAUCAGCAGAUGUCAAGAGGCUCUCAGAAAGUUCAAGGAUUUACUGGCCGUUUUCCUUUUCAAAAGGAACCUCUAAUCGAUACUAAACUGAUAGGAGAAGAAUUACUUCCACAAUCUGAGGCUGAUAAGAUUGAAGCUAUGCUUCUGGGCCUGAAGGAAUCAUCUGAGUUUCAUAAAAGAUCAUUUGAGUGUGCUGUUGACUCGAUUCGAACUAUUGCAGCCAGUCAUCUUUGGCAGCUUGUGGUUGUACGUGCUGACUUGAAUGGUCACCUGAAGGCCCUAAAAGACUAUUUUCUUUUAGCAAAAGGAGACUUCUUCCAGUGCUUUCUUGAGGAGAGUCGCCAGUUGAUGCGUUUACCUCCUCGCCAGUCAACUGCUGAAGCUGAUCUUAUGGUCCCAUUUCAGCUUGCUGCAUUGAAGACAUUCAGUGAGGAAGACAAACACUUCUCUAGAGUAUCCUUGCGGAUGCCUUCAUUUGGAUUCACAGUCAAAUCCUCUCAAGUAGAUGCACCAAAGGCAAAUGACCAUACAGAUCGAAACCCACGUUCUGCUUUGUCAAAUGCUUCUGAAAUUUCCCUCGAUGGCUGGGAUGGCAUUGCUCUUGAAUACUCUGUUGAUUGGCCCUUAGAGUUGUUUUUCACCCAAGAAGUGCUCUCGAAGUAUCGCAGGGUCUUUCAAUAUUUGCUGCGGCUCAAGCGGACACAAAUGGAGUUGGAGAAAUCAUGGGCCUCUGUGACGCAUCAAGAUCACACAGAUUUUGCUAAACAACGGAAUGACCGUGUAAAUUGCCCAGUAUCUCAGCAGCGAAGACAGCGGUUUAGACCAAUGUGGCGUGUUAGAGAACAUAUGGCAUUCUUGAUCAGAAAUCUUCAAUUUUAUAUCCAGGUGGAUGUUAUAGAAUCUCAAUGGAAUGUUUUGCAAGCUCAUAUUCAAGAUUCUCAUGACUUUACUGAACUUGUGGCCUUUCAUCAAGAGUAUUUAUCAGCUUUAAUUUCUCAAUCUUUCUUGGAUAUUGGAUCUGUGUCAAGGAUAUUGGAUGGUAUUAUGAAACUGUGCUUGCAGUUUUGUUGGAAUAUAGAAAACCAAGAAAGCAGUUCAAAUACAUCUGAACUGGAACAUAUAACAGAGGAAUUUAACAAGAAGUCAAACUCCCUGUACACUAUAUUGCGCAGUAGCAGGCUUGCUGGUAGUCAACGAGCUCCAUUUCUGCGACGAUUUCUUUUGCGUCUAAACUUCAAUUCCUUUUUUGAGGCAACUGCAAGAGGUGUGCUGAAUGUGGUUAGACCACGUCCAGCAAUUCCUGUUUUAAAUCAACAAUAGCAUUAUUUCACUGUCAAGUCCAAGUUGCUUACUGCCAAAUUCAAGAUUACUGCCAUCUGGCUUAGCUUAAUGGAUCUUGAAGGUGAGGUGUGGAUUCUGGUAGCGGCUACAGGUCUUGUUCUUGCGCUGAGCUUGUUGGUCUUAUGGUAAACUCUAUCCGUUGCCGGUACGGUAGUUGGCCUGUGCUUGUGGGCAUAACGUUGACUCUUUGGUGAUCACUCUAGGCAAUCAAGUGGUGUCACCCCUCCCUAUGUCUCUCCCUCUGUGUAGAUACAAAAUUAAACUAAGAAUUUCUUUUUUUAUUCAUUUAUGAAUACGUGAUUUAUGUAUGUAUAGGAGUAAUUUUCAA